UUGAGAAAGUCAAAAGUUGCCGGGGCUGAACUGGGUGAACGUCCGACGUUUCCGGCGAACAAUUUUGGAUCGCUUGUUUGUUUGUUUGUGUGUGUGUGUGUGUGUGUGUGUGUGUGUUUUUUUAGACUCGGAACAUGUCAAAGCCUCCCCCCAAACCGGCAAAGCCAGGCCAGGUCAGGGUGUUCCGAGCUCUGUUCACCUUUGACCCCAGAACGCCAGAUGAGCUGUACUUUGAGGAAGGAGACAUCUUGUACAUCUCCGACACAAGCGACAGUAAUUGGUGGAAAGGGACAUGCAAAGGGAGGACUGGGCUAAUCCCAAGUAACUAUGUGGCUGAGCAGGCAGAGUCCAUUGACAACCCAAUGCAUGAGGCAGCCAAACGAGGCAAUAUGAGCUGGCUGAGGGAGUGUCUGGAGAAUAAAGUAGGAAUCAAUGGACUUGACAAAGCUGGAAACACUGCUCUCUACUGGGGAUGCCAUGGCGGACAUAAAGAUGUAGUGGAGCUGUUGCUGGGCCAUCCCAAUGUGGAGCUCAACCAGCAGAAUAAACUUGGUGACACUGCAUUGCAUGCCGCUGCCUGGAAAGGGUACUCUGACAUCGUAGAGAUGUUGCUGAACAAGAAUGCCAGGACAGACAUCAGGAACAAUGAAAAGAAGCUGGCUUUGGAGAUGGCCACCAAUGCCCAGUGUGCCUCACUCCUCAAGAGGAAACAGGGAAGCAACAUCACGCGCACACACAGCAAUGCCGAGGAGUACCUGGAUGAUGAGGAUUCAGACUGAGCUGCCCGUGUUGAAACAUCGUCACCAUCUUUUGCAGCAGAUCUAGGAUGGAAUACUCCUGCUGGUUCUGAUUCGGAUUCCAUUCUUUUGCCUCGGUUCUCCACCCUCUGCCCCAAAGGCAGCGUCAGUUUUAAAAAGGACUGAACAAGUUUGUUUUACAUUUUGCCAUCUUUGGCUGAGUGCAAUUUCCACAUGCAAGGAAUUUGGCUUGGAGCAUACAUUAUACACUGCGGGCAAAGGAGCAGAAUAGUGUGAUGUAAUGUGUCAGAAUUGAUGUGUGAGGAGCAGACGUUUGGAGAGAUGCAUUCCAACAUUAAAGCCUAUUUUUAGCCCAUUUACCCUGGGUAUUAAAUUAUCAAUGCUAAUUAAAGGUCAAUGAAAAGGAUUUUGUAUAUACCGAGACUGUUUGGAUGGGGGUAAAAAGUUGCACUUACAUAGGGGGGACUAAAAAGUGGUUAAUAGGGAUUUUUGACAUUCCACUCCUUGACAGUUGCAUCGACUCCUCUUUCCAAAUGCAGCUACAAGCCCUAUCUAGACACAGUCUUGCAACAUUUAUGUAUCCUGGGAUUUUAAUGUUCUGGUUAAUGCGACAGUAGGACAUGUGUAAAGAUUUAAGAACUAUUGGAAUGGGCUGUGUUUAGAAUAGUACUACAUUACUGUAUAUCUCCCUUUUGUUUUCUUCAUUUGGGAUGUGCUAAGUGAGCCAUUGGAUUAUUUUCCUGUUUUGUCUGCUUGCUCUGUAUCAUGAUGGUCAGUACAAUACAAAGCUAUAACAGUUAUCGGUUAUAGAGCCAUUAGAGAGACAUUGUUUUACAUGUCCUUAAAUCAUCUUUAAUGGCAGCCUUUUUUGUUGAUUUUGUGGACACACAUAGCUUCAUGAGACUUAAAACUUUACUGCGUGCAAUUAUGCCUGCAAAAUAAAAUUCUUAUGCAUUGGUAAUUAUAAAUUAUAAUGUUGUCUAAAUUAAAUUAAAUUUAAAUUUAAGAAAGCACCCUGCUCAAAACAUAGCCCAUUUGCCUUUCUUUCAUUUUCCAAGCUUUCCUGUCUGUCAUUGGGGGCUAAUUUCACAAUCCUGGGAGCUGGUUGUCUUUACUGGCGAGUGCUGCUUUCCAACAAAUGACAUGUCACAUCACUCAAAAGUGAGACGUGACAGUGCCUCAUAUUUUCUAUAUUUGUAUGAAUGUGGAAGUGUGUUGUGUUCAGAUCCUCGAGCUUUUUGUUUUUUUAAGAUGUUGAUUUUGUCCUAACUUUGGCUGCUUUCAUAUGUUUAAAACUACUAUGUAAUAAAAUUUACUAUAAAAUGUGA
Molecule: messenger RNA, 2086 nt
Organism: Lampris incognitus (smalleye Pacific opah)
Lineage: Eukaryota; Metazoa; Chordata; Actinopteri; Lampriformes; Lampridae
Gene: ostf1
Product: osteoclast stimulating factor 1
Exons: 10
Coding region: 135-779 (214 amino acids)
Biological process (GO): signal transduction
Molecular function (GO): protein binding
Source: RefSeq, a predicted model, not a curated record